UGGGAUUAGCAUUUAUUUCACACAUAUAAAUAUAGAUAUCAAUUGCUCUCCAAUCCACAACGAUUCGAAACUUCUUCCUUCCUAAUCCGCACUGCUAGGCAAGCAUCAAGCGAGCCGGUUGUGGGUGGCUUAUUUCAAGAGAAGAGAAUUCCCAUCCAACCUGCUCAUAGUUUCUUUGCAAUGGCGGAUUUCAGGUUCAGUUUGAAAGGGAAGCUUCUGGUGGUGGCUCUUUGUAUCUCCUGUCUAUUUGCUGUAUCCUUGGCAAGCACAAUACAUAAAUACAAUUUUGUCAUUCAAUCGAAGACAGUCACGAGGCUAUGCCAAACUCACACUAUAAUUACAGUGAACGACCAAUUUCCAGGACCAACAAUCCACGUUAACAGUGGAGACACUUUGAUAGUGAAAGUAUUCAACGAGGCUCGGUACAAUGCUACCAUUCACUGGCAUGGAAUCCGCCAGUUCCGUACAGCGUGGGCUGAUGGUCCUGAGUACAUAACACAAUGUCCAAUUCUUCCUGGAAAUAGUUACACUUACAAAUUCACCAUUACUGACCAAGAAGGGACCCUGUGGUGGCACGCACACAGCUCAUGGCUCAGAGCCACUGUUUACGGAGCUUUGAUUAUCUCUCCCAAAAUCGGCACUACUUAUCCUUACCAGAAGCCUGCCCAAGAAAUUCCAAUUCUGCUGGGGGAAUGGUGGAAUGCAAAUCCCAUGGAUGUGGUGAAAGCAGCAACACAAACAGGAGCUUCACCCAAUGUUUCGGAUGCAUUCACUAUAAAUGGCCAGCCAGGAGACCUCUAUUCAUGCUCAACUUCAGAUACGUCCAUCUUUCCAGUAAAGAGAGGGGAAACCAAUUUGAUUCGGGUGAUCAACGCUGCACUCAAUACCGACCUGUUUGUGGCCAUCGCACAUCACAAAAUGACUGUUGUUGCAGUCGAUGCUUUGUAUACAAAGCCCCACAUAACAAAAUACAUCAUGUUGGGACCAGGCCAGACAACGGAUGUCCUGGUGACUUUCAAUAAGGCAGCAGGCAGAUUUUACAUGGCUGCUCGAGCAUAUGCCAGCGGUCAAGGAGCCCCCUUCGAUAACACCACCACCACUGCCAUCUUUGAAUAUAGCAAAGGAAGUUCCCCUGUUAUGCCCAAACUGCCCUUCUACAAUAACACCAAAGCCGUCACAAAGCUUGAAACCCGUCUUAGAAGCCUAGCCUCUGAAGAACACCCUGUCAAAGUUCCUCUCAAUGUUGAUGAGAAUCUCUUCUACUCAAUCGGAUUGGGACUCAUUCCCUGCCCAAACAAUUCUUGCGGAGGGCCCAAUGGAACAAGAUUUGCAGCCAGCAUGAAUAAUCACUCCUUCGUUCUGCCAUCAUCAACCUCACUACUGCAGGCCCACCAUUUCGGCAUCAAAGGAGUCUUCACCAGUGGCUUCCCUGACGCCCCUCCCGUGCAGUUUGAUUACACUGGGCAAAACAUAAGCAGGAGCCUCUGGUCCCCAGUGAAAACCACCAAAGUAAAAGUGCUCAGAUUCAAUUCGGUAGUGCAGGUGAUUCUUCAGGGGACAAAUAUCUUCACGGCCGAAAGCCAUCCAAUCCAUUUGCAUGGGAAUGACUUUUACGUCGUAGGAACAGGAUUUGGCAACUAUAAUGCAAAAACAGAUCCGCAAAAAUUCAAUUUGGUGGAUCCUCUCAUGCGCAAUACUAUCAAUGUUCCAGUCAAUGGAUGGGCUGCAAUCAGAUUUGUAGCUGACAAUCCUGGUACUUGGUUGAUGCACUGCCACUUGGAUGUUCACAUUGGGUGGGGUUUGGCCAUGGUGUUUGUGGUGCAGAAUGGAGCUGAUUAUGUCUCCACGCUGGAACAACCUCCUUUAGAUCUUCCAAAAUGCUGAUCAAGUUUCAGUUUCUUGAGAUUUAGUUAUUCUUUGUAUUCGUCGUUCAAAUUGUAUUGUAGUUUGUGGUGGAGCUAGAAUUAUGUUUCAUAUUAAUUAUUCUCCCGCUAAAGAUUUGUGGAGCGGCCAUUGUUGCAUUUUCUUGAGUUUCAGAGGCACCAUUCACUUUUUUACGUGUUACUCAUUCAACUUUUUUUAUACUUUUGGAGAGCUGUAAUGGGUUAUUAUGUUUUCUUCUCUUGACGAGAUGUAAUCGUUCUUUAUUUUACAAUCAAAAUCAGUGUGAUUAUCAGUUUCUCUCAAAA
Cryptomeria japonica (Japanese cedar) is the source of this 2189-nucleotide messenger RNA. RefSeq names its product putative laccase-17. Bases 181 to 1884 code for a protein of 567 amino acids. Lineage: Eukaryota; Viridiplantae; Streptophyta; Pinopsida; Cupressales; Cupressaceae. The record is from RefSeq and is a predicted model, not a curated record. Gene Ontology annotation, cellular component: apoplast. Gene Ontology annotation, biological process: lignin catabolic process. The transcript is spliced from 6 exons. Gene Ontology annotation, molecular function: copper ion binding; hydroquinone:oxygen oxidoreductase activity.